Messenger RNA from Nothobranchius furzeri (turquoise killifish), 4165 nucleotides. RefSeq names its product cylindromatosis (turban tumor syndrome) 3 (gene cyld3). Lineage: Eukaryota; Metazoa; Chordata; Actinopteri; Cyprinodontiformes; Nothobranchiidae. Gene Ontology annotation, molecular function: K63-linked deubiquitinase activity; cysteine-type deubiquitinase activity. Gene Ontology annotation, biological process: protein K63-linked deubiquitination. The record is from RefSeq and is a predicted model, not a curated record. Gene Ontology annotation, cellular component: cytosol.
AGCCUGUCACUCAUUCCGCUUCCUGCUUUAGUUUGUUAUUGAUCGCAGUUCCUUCAAAUGUGAGGGGAAAUGUUGACGGUCCGAGCUGAAAAAGUUGGCAAAGAGGGGCUUGAUUCCAGCUUAAACCAGCUGCGGAUUCAGACGCAUCAAAGAUGUCCGGGGAGCAUAGCCGGAAGCGCCGUCCCUUAAAAGCAUUUGUGAUUCCGACCGAGCUGUGGGUCCAGGAUGAGCUGGACGGAAGCGUCUGCCUGCAGCGGGGGUUCAUCUGCCAGGAGCAGGACUCGGGCAGGAACCGAGGGGACCACAUCUGGGUCAAGGUGUUGGAUAAUGGACUCGUGGUAAAACUUGAGAAGAGGCACCUCCAUGAAGUUGCAGCUGACCUCAUUGUUCUACUGGAGCCUGUGAAAGACCUGGAAGUUCGACUAAACCUUCUGAACCAUCCUGAGAACCUGCGACAGCUUGCUUCUCUACCUCUGGAUGCUCCACUUUGGGUCCAGAUCGGCCCACAGGAUGAGCUGGCAGAGGCAGAGCUUAAGUACAAAGGGCCACUGGGCAGAGGGAGUAGCGCUGUGUUCUUUGGGGUUCAGCUGAAGGGUUCAGCGGUGGGCAGAGGAAUAAGCAAUGGCUCCUAUAAGGGUCACCGAUACUUUAGCUGCCCUGAAGCUUCUGCCCUCUUCCUUCCCGUCAAUUACAUCCAGCUUCGUUCUUGGUCCCGCACCAGUGAUUCAGAAGCACCUGUGAAAAGUCGCAACCGAGACGGCCGUCGCAGCUACCACCCCCACCCCGUGAACAUUUUUCGUAGCAGUAACGACCGUCUAAAUCAGCAGCUGCCUCGUCACAAUAGUAGCCGUCAGCAUAAUGCGAAUAGCCCACCUCAGCCACUCGCCAUACUCUCAAGAACCGCAGACUCAACACCCGUCGUAAAUCCCAACCAUGUUCGAAGCCCGGCAUCACCUGUACCAUUCUUCAUUGGCCAGAGGGUGUGUUUCCCCCAUAAGGAUGGUGUCUGUGCAGGAGAGGUGCGCUUCUGUGGCACCCUGGCAAGUCGGUCAUCACCAGGGUCAUACGUCGGAGUCCUUCUGGAUGCUCCUGUUGGCAACUGGGAUGGUCAUUACAAGGGUCAGAAGCUCUGCCACAUUCCUUCUAAUCUGUAUGGACACCUCCUACCAGCCCACGAGGUUUCUCCUGAGGAUAAAUCCUACAAUCAAAUCCCUCUUCAGCAGAUUCCUAAGCUCACUUUGAAACCAGUGCUGCCUCCUGUAACUAAACCAGUCCCCACAUCGCCACCAGCUGCUGCUCCCAAGAUUGCUCUGUUGCCCCCAAACAAACAAAACCCUAACCCUCCUCCCCUACCUCCACCAAAACCCAUUUAUAAAGUCCUACCUAUCGCUCCUGUACCACCCCCGAAACCCCAAAGCCCAUCGACCACGGCCCCCGUACAGCCAGAGCAUACCAAUGGCAUCCACGGCCCCCCCUCCCCUCUGAGAAGUCCAGAAAAUGAUGCGAGCACCAGGGUGAACGGAGAGGCAAGACUGAGGAGUGAUCUGGAGGUGGGCUCACUGGUAGAGGUGAACGACCCGCCGUUGUUCGGGGUCAUCAGGUGGAUCGGUCAGUUAAGUGCUGUUCCAGAGCUGGUGGCUGGGAUUGAGCUGGACCAGGAGCUGUCUGCUGGAACAGAUGGUAGUUACCUUGGUGAGCGUCACUUCCGUUGCCCGCCCAACAAGGGGCUGUUCGUCAAGCUUCGCAACUGCAGACGAGACUCCAGGUUCCCCGCCCCCGAGAAGCCGGUCAAUCAAGUGGAGCGAUGCAACUCCAUAGCUUUUGCGGAGUGGGGCAGUAAACGCGUAGAGGAACACACUCCUCCUAUGGAAGGAGAUGAGGCAAGGCAGCUCUACGUAGGCUCCAAGAGAGGCAUCCAGGGUCACCUCAACUCCUGCUACCUGGACGCAACGCUCUUCAGUCUGUUUUCCUGCUGCAGCUCAGCAGACUGGGUGCUGUUUUGGCCAUUUGGUGAUGAAACAGAAGGAAGCUCCAAACAAGCUCAGGAACUGCUACGCUGUGAAAUCGUCAACCCUCUCAGAAGUAAUGGCUACGUGUGUGCCAGUAAGACCAUGGCUCUGCGACGGCUGCUGGAGGCUGCUAACAGCGACAUGGGCUUCACCAAUGAGGAGAAAGAUCCAGAGGAGUUCCUCAACAAGCUUUUCCAGCUGCUGAAGGUGGAGCCGCUCCUCAAGAUCAGAUCAAUGACUCAGGGCGCUCAGGAGUGUCACCUCUAUCAGCUCUUCCCACCAACCCUGCCCACAUCCCUGUCCUCACCCAUUUCUCCCAUUAAUUCUCCCAUCCCCCUAACGUUGUCGUCAUCCAUGAGGGUCGCCAGCGUUCAGUCGCUGCUCGAGUCGUCCUUCCAUCACUCUGGACUCAAGUUUGUAGAGGCUCCAUCCUGUCUGCUGCUGCUCAUGCCCCGCUUUGGAAAAGACUUCAAAAUGUUUGACGCCAUCUUGCCCACCCUCAGCCUGGACAUCACUGACCUGCUGGACGACGCUCUCAGACAGUGCAGUAUCUGCCAGUCUGUAGCUGAGUGGGAGUGUGUGCAGUGUUACGAAGACUUGGACAUCACUCCGGGACAUCUUAAACAGUACUGUCAGACCUGCAGCACACAGGUUCAUAGUCACAAAAACCGGCUCUCCCACCAUCCGGUGAAGCUCAGUGUUCCUGAGGGACAGUGGUCGGGUUCUCUGCCCUACACUCGCCAGAAAAUGUCCCUCUUUGCUGUGACGUGCAUCGAAACCAGCCACUAUGUGAGCUUCGUCAAGCACGGAUCCCAAGACUCAGACUGGCUGUUUUUUGACAGCAUGGCUGACCGUCAAGGUGGUGAGAAUGGUUUCAACAUCCCACAGGUGAAGGCGUGUCCCGAGGUGGGCCGCUUCCUCAGCCUCUCUGAGGAGGAGCUGAGCCACGUCGAUGCCUCCUCUUUGAAAGAGUCAGUCCGCCGGCUGCUCUGUGACUCCUACAUGUGUCUGUACCAUAGUCCAGAACUCAGUCUAUACAAGUGACUCAGACACACACACAGCAGGCUGAAAACACAUCUGAUCAUCUGUUCUGUCUAAACUUCCGGGGCUCUCAUUAUCCUUAAAGUUAAUCCAGAAAGAAGGAAACUGUCUAAAAAACUUGAGCACUGUGUUUAAUAUGAAGAGAUUGUUGUUUUCAACCCUAACCUGAUAAAUACACAAAACUUGUUCCCGCCUUUUAUUAUAAACAAAACAAACAAAAGUCCUGAAAGGAUUUUCUGACAAAUCUCUCGCAGAAUAUUUAGCAAAAUGAUCCACAACUAGAAAAAAUAUCAACAGAUGUUGCCGUACUUGUGGAAUCAGUUUCCAUGUCUUUAUUUGCAGAUGACAAAAUGUUCUAUUGUGAUAGAUGUUCUUUGCAAAGUGGCCGUUCGUCUUGUUUUUACUCAUUCAUGAGGGUAAAGUAGUCUCAGAGGAUUCUAAUACUUUUACUAGGGAAUUAGUGAGAAUUUACUUUUCAGCAUUGCAUCAAAAAUAUAAAUAUAAAUACUAUAAAUAUAACUUUGGUUUCUUUAUUCAUAAUGAAGCUGAAAACAUUUUGCACUUGACUAAAACAGGACAGUUUUUGGCCAAACUUUCCACACUUGAUGUAUUUUUUUCAGCUUUUAGAGGUUUUCAAACAUCUGAUCACGUCUAAUCAGCCCAGUAUCAUUUUAUUGGUCAUUUCUGACUCAGAGAUCAUGAGCCGUUAAAACUUAAAGAUAUAAUCCAAGCACAGUCUUCUACAGGCAGUUCAGAUGAAAUAUAAAUAUAUGGCAAUAAGCUGAGUUUACACUGUUAUGUAGCUUAUGAACAAAGAGUAGCAGCCUGAGCUUCAUCCAUUCAGAACCACGCUGGUUUAGAUUCUGAGUGGAAACUGCUUUAUAAAUCUGCACACACUGGACAGAAGCACUGUGCCUGAGGUAUGGACUGUUUUGGGUUUACCACUUGGUUUGCACUGCUCAGUAAGUUUGUAUAUAGCAGUAUUGUCUUAAACUGACAGUCAAGAAGAUUGUACACAGAUGUUUAAACUUUUACAAAACUCACCAGGUGUUUUCUAUUUCACUGCUGCAGGAAGAUGUAGAUGAUGUUUCACAUAAUAAAAGCUUCUAAGUGAA